AUGUCUCUUGUUCCUACAACUCAUGUGGCUCUCUUGCCAAGCUCUGGCAUGGGCCAUCUCACUCCAUUUCUCAGACUAGCAGCAGUGCUUCUCCAAAACCAAUGCCAUGUGACUCUCAUAACCCCUCAACCAACAGUCUCAAAAUCUGAACAAGUUCUUCUCUCUCACUUCCACUCUUCAUUCCCUCAGGUGAAUAAACUUGAGUUGCAACUUCUUCCUUCUCAAGAUAAUGAUGCAAUUUCUACUGACCCUUUUUACCUCCAAUUUGCAUCCAUUCGUAGAUCUUCCCACCUUCUCUCUCCUCUUCUUGCUUCACUUUCUCCGCCUUUAUCCGCAUUCAUCUUUGACAUGACAUUGAUUUCACCUGUUCUUCCCAUUGUUGAAAGCCUUUCUGUCCCUCACUAUAUCUUGUUCACUUCUUCUGCUACCAUGUUCUCCUUCUUCUCUUACUUUCCAUCUGUGGCUGCUUCGACGUCUUCUUCUGAUGGCGUCCAGAUUCCAGAAGUUGGUACUAUACCAAGAUCGUCAAUCCCUCCACUCCUCUUGAACCCAACUAGUCUAUUUUCUAAAAUUUUCAUGGAGGACGGUCCUAAGCUCAAGAAACUUCAUGGAGUUUUGAUAAACACUUUUGAAGGACUUGAAGGAAAUGUCCUAAAGGCUCUUAACAAUGGAAAAGUGGUGAAGGAAUUGCCACCUAUCUAUGGAGUUGGUCCUUUUGUACCUUGUGACUUUGAAAAAAUUGAGCAAACUGGAGUUACAGUUACUACUCCAUUGAACUGGCUCGACGAUCAACCGGACGGUUCGGUGGUGUAUGUUAGCUUUGGAAGUAGGACUGCUAUAGGAAGAGAUCAAAUAAGAGAGAUAGGAGAAGGGUUGGUGAGAAGUGGAUACAAGUUUUUGUGGGUGGUGAAGGAUAAGAAAGUUGAUAGGGAAGAAGAAGGAGAAGAGGAAGGGUUAGAAGAAGUAUUAGGAAUUGAGCUUAUGAAAAGGAUAAGGGAAAAUGGGUUGGUGGUUAAGAAAUGGGUGGAUCAAAGUGAGAUUUUGAGUCACAAAAGUGUGGGAGGGUUUGUGAGUCAUUGUGGUUGGAACUCAGUGAUAGAGGCAGCAUGGUUUGGUGUACCAAUCAUAGGGUGGCCUCAGAUUGGAGACCAGAAGAUAAAUGCUGAAUUGGUUUCAAAAGGGGGGUGGGGUGUGUGGAAGAAAGAAUGGGGGUGGGAAGGUGAAUGUGUGGUGAAAGGUGAAGAGAUUGGUGAGGCUAUAAAACAGAUGAUGAAUGAUGAAUCUAUUGGUAUCAAAGCAACACAAAUUAAAGAGGCUGCAAGGAAUGAUAUAAGUGUUGGUGGUGGAUCUAAGGUUGCAAUUCAAGCACUAAAGGAAGUGUGGAAGAAAAAAGUUUAA
Messenger RNA from Vicia faba (fava bean), 1398 nucleotides. NCBI's taxonomy places the organism in Eukaryota, Viridiplantae, Streptophyta, Magnoliopsida, Fabales, Fabaceae. The record is from the annotation of a GenBank genome assembly.